AUGAAGAUUACAAGAAGAGUUUCAAUGAAAAUACAAGCAGUAGUUGCAAUGGCAGUUUUUAUGCUUUUUAUCGUGAAAAGCGUAAGCGCGUGUGAUGAAAAGGGCAAGCCAGCUGAUAAAGACGGGCUCAAGAAAGAAGACGGAAAGCCCAAGGACGGAAGCGCAAUUGACGGAGACUCUGAAGACGGCAAGGAUAAGAAGGAAAAAGACGCUGUCAAAGACCUGCUCAAAGAGGACGAGGCUAAGGCCAAGGAUGCUAAGGCUGAGGGCGCAGACAGCAAAGGAAAGGAGAGCAAUCCUUCCAUGUAA
Messenger RNA from Nematocida minor, 309 nucleotides. RefSeq lists its product as uncharacterized. The transcript has a single exon. The record is from RefSeq and is a predicted model, not a curated record. NCBI's taxonomy places the organism in Eukaryota, Fungi, Microsporidia. Bases 1 to 309 code for a protein of 102 amino acids.